Messenger RNA from Elgaria multicarinata webbii, 2197 nucleotides. RefSeq names its product dehydrogenase/reductase 3 (gene DHRS3). Gene Ontology annotation, molecular function: all-trans-retinol dehydrogenase (NAD+) activity. Bases 551 to 1459 code for a protein of 302 amino acids. NCBI's taxonomy places the organism in Eukaryota, Metazoa, Chordata, Lepidosauria, Squamata, Anguidae. Gene Ontology annotation, biological process: retinoid metabolic process; regulation of retinoic acid receptor signaling pathway. Gene Ontology annotation, cellular component: lipid droplet. The record is from RefSeq and is a predicted model, not a curated record. The transcript has 6 exons.
GCCGGCUCCCCAUGCAGACGCGCCUCCGAGGGCUGCUGGCGUGACUCCGAUUCUGGCUUGUGAGGCGAAGCGGAGGCAGAAGAGGGGGUGUGGGGAGCCCUCUCUGAAAGCGGGGUCCGGGGACGCUCCGGAGUCGAGGCUCCCGGCUCGCCUGCAAACUCCUUCGCGCCCGCUGCUCCGUUUGCCUCGCCGUUUCCCCUCCCGCGUCUCCGCUUGACGCCUUCCCGGAUCGGGGCUCGCUCGCGCUUCCCACCCAGUCCCGAAACACCUUUAACUUUGCGCUUUGCUUUUUCUUUUCAAACCUGCGUGUGACAUUGCUGCAAUUGCAACAGACAGGCAGGCGAGGAGGAGCCCAUCUGCGGGGCGUGAGCAGGAUCGCUCAACCCAACUUUUUGUUGUUGUGGGGGGACGGGGACUACGUGGAGGGGGGUGUCUGCGGAGUAUUCGAACGCCCCCCUUUUUUGGGAAGACCCCCCCCUUUCUUGUGCAGCGAGGGGGAGAGAGAAGCGGGACGGCGAUCCGCUGCGCUCCUCCUCCGGGUCGCGAGAGGAUGGUGUGGAAAUGGCUGGGCGCUUUGCUCCUGCUCCUGCUCCGAAUGCUCUGCUCGGUGGUGAAGGCGCUCGUGUGCACGCUGCUGCCCGCCAGGCUCCGGGACUUGGCCGGAGACAGCGUGCUGAUCACCGGAGGAGGCCGAGGCAUCGGGCGCUACCUGGCCCAGGAGUUUGCCAAGCGGGGAUCUCGUAAGAUUAUCCUCUGGGGUCGAACCGAGAAGUACUUGAAGGAAACCACAGAAGAGAUCCGGGCGAUGGGGACAGAAUGCCACUACUUCAUUUGCGACGUGGGGAAUCGGGAAGAGGUCUACCGACAGGCCAAAGCAGUCCGUGAAAAGGUGGGAGACAUCACCAUCCUAGUGAACAACGCGGCCGUCGUUCACGGCAGGAGCCUGAUGGACAGCGACGAUGACGCCCUGCUGAAAUCGCAGCACAUCAACACGCUGGGACAAUUCUGGACCACAAAGGCCUUCUUGCCACGGAUGCUAGAACUCCAGAAGGGCCAUAUUGUUUGUCUCAACUCUGUCUUGGCUUUAUCCGCCAUUCCUGGGGCCAUCGAUUAUUGCACUUCCAAAGCCUCCUCCUUCGCCUUCAUGGAGAGUUUGACGCUGGGGCUGCUGGACUGCCCCGGGGUGAACGCAACCACCGUCUUGCCCUUCCACACCAGCACCGAGAUGUUUCAAGGCAUGCGAAUCCGCUUCCCCAACCUUUUCCCUCCACUAAAGCCAGAAACGGUGGCCCGGAGGACAGUAGAAGCUGUUCAACAGAACCAAGCUUUCCUCCUCCUCCCAUGGACAAUGCACAUCCUGAUCAUCUUGAAAAGCAUCCUUCCACAGGCAGCGCUGGAAGAAAUCCACAAGUUUGCCGGGAGCUACACUUGCAUGAACACUUUCAAAGGGCGCACCUAGGUGGCCCUCACACCGAACAGGCUGUGGCACAACAACAGUCACAUCGGCGGGCGGUUGUUCUCACUGGCUGCGGCGACAUUGUCGAGAGCCUUUGGCAAAAGCAUGGAAUAGCCCACUUGUGGCAAGGAAGAGAAACAAUGGGACGAGUGGGGCCAAGCCCACGUUUCAGUUCGUGACUUCGUUCUCAAGGGCUUUGAGGUCUAGCUGUCUCGAAGCCUCCAGCGCUGGGUACAUCCUACCGCACUUCCACCGGUAAUCCUGGAACUGCAAAUGAAUUCAGGGGGUUUCCACCCUCCUUUUCUCUCUCCCCCCUUCUUUUUUAAUGUGUGACACUUGUGGGGUCCACUAGCCUUGGGUGACUGUUGAGACUUUGCUUUUCAUCACUGCGUUGGGGGAUCGCACGUUUUUCUAGCCGAGAAAAAAGCGCCGCACUUGGAUUCCUACAUCACAAGAAAAAGGUGCGGAAUGUUCCUUGGGGGAUUGGGACUCCCCACGGGCUUCGUCUGAAUUCACAUGGAAGAGAGACGAAGAGCACGAGGGGCUUCUGUUGUAAGGGGUUAUUCAUAUAGGACUGGAUCCAGACUUAGUUAUACUUCGAAUAGCUCCACUGAAAUCAGCAGGCCUCACCACUGCUUUUAAUGGGUCUACUUUAUGUAUGACUAAAUCUGGAUAAAACCAGGGAGGAGGGUGCAUCUUACGUCUGCACAGUGCUGACACAAUAAAAUAUCACACAAGAAA